CGGAUGGUUAUCUUCAAAUGUACGCAAAAAGCAGCCGGUGUCCGGCAUAGGUGUUCACUAUCCAAAAAUACACUAGGCGCUGUUGUCCUGGAGGUCUUGUUGAUAGGCCACAAGUGAUCGUGGCUGAUUCAAAUCUGAAUUCAGCAAAUGAUGCGGGCUCACGAUGCUGCAGUUUGAAACGUGCUUCGCCACAACUGGCACAAUGACUGAAGCCUGCCACGAAGAGCAUCCCAGCCACCUCCGGGGAAAGGAAGGGAGAUCUCCUACUCUCUGAAACCAAACAGUCCUCAAACCCACAGCUUAAACUGACUCGAAUCCUGGUUUGCAUACAUAACCGUAUAUGCCCACAGUACUCCCCUCCAGAUCCCCAAUGAUCUACACCACACAUUACAAAAGACCCAAAUUCGAUAUCAGCUGAAUUGUGCGCUCAAGAUACCGUUGCGAGGCUGAAGGAAAGAAAGGAAUCACGAGACUAAUGCGGCGCUCAAAUCAGACGAGCGAGGACGGCAUGGAAAUGUCAAUACUGCAGAAGAAAGACACAAAGUUGAGGGUGGAGGACGUGGAAUACGAGUACAGGGACUUCAGGUGGAAAGAUCCAUUUACGAAGAAGAAAUAUAUACCGUGGUGGAUAAUUGGGAUUGUAGUUUCCUUGGGUGUUGCCUAUGUAACAAUCAAACACGACAAGAUUGUUGAGGCAUUACGGCCAAUUUCCGCAAAAAUAAAGGACAUACCUGGAGGUUUCAUUAUUCCAGUGGCCAUAUUGGUCAUUAUUUCAUUCCCGCCCUUGUUUGGCCAUGAGGUAGUUGGCAUCCUUGUCGGUGCUGUUUGGGGACUGUGGAUUGGAUUUGCCAUUGUCGCGGCUGGGACUUUUAUUGGGGAGAUCGGAACUUGGUAUGCAUUCAAGUAUGCAUUCAGAACAAAAGCAAACAAGCUCGAGAAGACAAACCUGAACUAUGGCGCACUCGCACGAUUGACCAGGGACGGAGGCUUCUGGAUUAUCCUUCUCAUCCGAUUCUCGGUAAUUCCUUCGCAUCUCUCUACUGCCGUGUUCUCAACGUGUGAUGUGAAAUUUUGGCAUUUCGCAAUCGCAACCUUUCUCACCUUACCGAAGCAGAUAAUCAUCGUAUACUUCGGGGUCCUGUUGACGCAGGAGAAGGAGAAAGAUAACCUGGUCAACGGUAUUGUACUGGGCUUCACAUUCUUAGUAACGGUGGUAGCCGGGGUAUACAUUUAUCUGAAAAUGCGAAAACUCAAAGCUAUCCUGGUGGCGGAGCAGAUUAUAAGGCUGGAGGAGAAGCGAAGAGCACAACAAUGCGAGCCUGCUUUUAUUUGAAACCACCUUCGUUUUUUAUUACUAUCGCUUGUACAGGGUUGAUAUGCCUUUCUGGCUUAAGUAAUAACCUUAUAUAUUAUAUUAAGAAGGAUUAUUAGAUAGCAUGUAAUUCUGUGCUAGUCGCUUUAAAAAGAAUUAUAGUAAG
Molecule: messenger RNA, 1478 nt
Organism: Cadophora gregata
Lineage: Eukaryota; Fungi; Ascomycota; Leotiomycetes; Helotiales; Ploettnerulaceae
Product: Tlg2-vesicle protein
Exons: 5
Coding region: 476-1333 (285 amino acids)
Source: RefSeq, a predicted model, not a curated record